This is a messenger RNA of Puntigrus tetrazona (Sumatra barb), 6850 nucleotides long. RefSeq names its product forkhead box O4 (gene foxo4). The record is from RefSeq and is a predicted model, not a curated record. NCBI's taxonomy places the organism in Eukaryota, Metazoa, Chordata, Actinopteri, Cypriniformes, Cyprinidae. The transcript is spliced from 3 exons. The coding region runs from base 1645 to 3519 and encodes 624 amino acids. Gene Ontology annotation, biological process: regulation of transcription by RNA polymerase II. Gene Ontology annotation, molecular function: DNA-binding transcription factor activity, RNA polymerase II-specific; RNA polymerase II cis-regulatory region sequence-specific DNA binding. Gene Ontology annotation, cellular component: nucleus.
GACGCAUGCGCACGCCGCGUUGUCUGGCAGUGGUAAACAGACGUCAGAAGGGAGUCUUCGCCUCGAGUCAAAACAAAACAAAACAAAACAAGAAAGAUCUACGAGGAAUAGCCGUUUGCCCGUCUCCAUUAACAGCAGAAGAGAAGCGACUUCGCGGUAACUUCAGCGGACCGCCAAGUUGUCGGAGAGAAGCGGGUUUCUUCGACUUUUACCGGAGGGAUAUUAACUCAUAAAAACUGGAGUUGGCUAACUAGGUGGCCAUCUAGUUCACUCUCUCGGUAGUAAAACUACGCUUUCGAGUUUUGCCCCGGAGAGGCCGAUCGGCCGGCGAACGAGUUCGAGGAGCGGACGGGCGGCGGAUUUUUUGCCGUUUUCGGAGAACGCGUCGAACGUAGCGGGACACGGGGAGCCUUCCACGGAACGGAUUCGUUCGGCGCGAGCAUCGUGUGUAGCUGCGUCUCGAGGAACAUGGCAGAUGGUGACACGCGCCAGCACACAGCGUGGAGGACCGUGCAAACUUGAGCGACAAUAACACGGAUUUUAAUUGUAUGGUAAAACCACCCGUUGCGAUCGAGCACUCCCGUAAUACGUCGUCUUGUUUAUUUUUAUUUCAUUUUUUUUAAAUGUUACACUUUGAUCGUUAUGAAUUAAGUUUUACCCACGGCUUGUUUUGGCGAUCUAACAAUCGCGCUUGAGUUGGCAUGCGCUUCAUUCGUUUUUAAACCUUGCGCUUCGGUUUUUUUAACUUCAUAAUGGAUCCCGAUUGAUUAAAUAACGUGACUUUGUUGACUUUGACAGGCAGCUCCGACAAGUAAUUCCCAUUCACUUGAAUUCGUUUACAAGGACAGUAUUCUUACAGCACAGAAACACGCUCAGUUUACAAGAAGGCUAGUGUACGACUUGAUGCGCUCCUAUUAAAUUGGUUUAUCGCUUUUGGUAGAGUUUGCGCGUAUUUUUUUUUGCCUACAGUCUAAUUGCGAAAGCCAAUCAGCCAUUCGCUGCUAUAAUAGGAACCAGAGGGAGGUGGUUAUUUUAGCAAUUACAGCGCGUGUUAUGAUUGGUUUCGCGAUUUCACCUACUUAACUGCCUCAAUUAGAUUUUUUUUCUCUGUAAAAGAGCGUUUAAUUAUCCACGAAAAGUUCACAGGACAUCCCUUGACACUCCAGCGCGUCCUCGUUUCCCGUGCUUUCUCUCAGUAGUUGCUCGUGACAGUCCAGCUGUUUUGAUGCGCAUUGGAUUUCCUUUGUUCUUUCUCCAUUAAACAAAGAGACCCCCCUUCCAUCCUCGUUUGCUCUAUGUAAAUCAGAAGGUUUAUGUUAGUUACUAUUAAGGAGAUUAUUUGGCCCCUUUAAUCUCCAAUCUGAGGAUUAACUGACGCUAUAUUGGUGUGUUCAGAUUAUUACGAAUGUGCUCCGUUACGCUCCAGACAGUCUCGGUUAAAUUUAGUCUUGAUAAUUUAUACUGUAGCGUAAUAUAUUAAGGAAUAAGACGACUCUAAAACAGAUUGUUUUACUUUUGUUAUAAAUAGUCGUGCUCUUACUUUUCAUCGUCCGUUCUAUUGAGUCGUGUUUCAAACGAUUUCGCGUCAAAACUAGUUCUUUGAAGUCCAACCUUUCUCUGAAAUUAUCUGGAUUGCAUCGCACAAUGGAGGAAGAAAACGUACCCCCGAUUGACCCAGAUUUUGAGCCGCAGAGCAGACCGAGGUCAUGUACAUGGCCGCUGCCUAGACCCGACAUCUCAGCUGUCAAAGCCGGGGGGGCCGACGGCUCGGAGUCUGCUGCCGGAACCCCGCCCACCGAGGAAGAUAAACACGAGCCCCAGCCAAUCGUAUCCGAGCCCGAGAAAGUCUCGGUCUUGGAGGGCGGGGUUAUCGCGGGAGUGGGCGGGGCCACGCCUCGGAAAGGCUCUUCCAGGCGUAAUGCCUGGGGUAAUCAGUCCUACGCAGAUCUGAUCAGCCAGGCGAUUGAAAACUCGCCAGAAAAACGACUUACUCUGGCGCAGAUCUACGAUUGGAUGGUAAAAACGGUGCCGUAUUUUAAGGACAAAGGAGACAGUAACAGUUCUGCUGGGUGGAAGAACUCCAUUCGCCACAAUUUAUCCCUCCACAACAAGUUCCUGCGCGUGCACAAUGAGUCAACUGGAAAGAGCUCUUGGUGGAUGCUCAACCCAGAGGGGGGCAAAACUGGCAAAGCCCCUCGCCGCCGUGCUGCAUCAAUGGACAACAGCAGCAAAUUGCUUAAGCAAAGCCGCAUACGAGCAAAGCAAACUAAAAAGCAGGCCGGAGCGGCUGGGAUCGGAGGCUCUGGAGGUGCCCUCCAGGGUGAGGGUGCCUCCGGCACUGGCGGUGCAGACAGUCCCGGGCCUCCAGGUCAGUUCGGAAAGUGGGGAGUGAACAGCAGCAGCCCUUCCUCUCGUGGCAGCCUGGACGACCAGGAUAUGUGGACAAGUUUCAGGCCACGUACAAGCUCCAAUGCCAGCACGCUGAGUGGGAGGCUUUCUCCCAUUGCCACGGGGCAGGAAGACGAGGAUGACCUACCAGAGGACGGCAUUCUUGGUGGAUAUUCCGCAGGAAAUCUUCCCCCAACACUAACUGAGACGCUAAUGGAAGAGCUGGAUUUGAUUGACGGGCUCACUUUAAUGACUGGGCCGCAAGGUGGUGCGAGCCCAAGCACUGCUCCUCCUGCCCCGCCUCAGCCUUUGCCCUCAGCAUCCACCCUGCUCCCUCGAGGGUCCAGCUUUCCUUCAUUUCGGCAGCUGCAGCCAACGAAGGCUACACAGGGAUCCACUCCGCCAGGGCCGCAGAGCUCUGUCCAACCCAGCCCCGGAUCCAGCACAAGCCCAUCGAGCUUCGGAAACUCGCUCUUCAGCCCUCUGCCCGGUCCGGGUCGCGGUGGUUUUAGCACUCACGUGCCCUCCAGCCUCGAAGCGCUCCUGACCUCCGAUUCGCCUCCGCCCAGCGAUGUUAUGAUGACCCAGAUGGAUCCUCUCAUGCCGAGCCAAGGAGGCGGGGGACUUUUGGGGCUCGGGGGAUCUAGCAGCCAAGCUAAGGCAGGUCAGAUGUUACUGAGCAAAGGCAUUGACACAAGAGCAGUGGGGCAGAUGAGCCUCCAGCCUCAACCCCAACUCCAGCACUCACAGAUGGGCUUUGGAAUGAUGCACUCGGCCAUGAGCCAGGAACCGCCUCAGCUCGCAACUAUAAAGACCCAGCAUCAGGUUCCAGGCGCUGGGCUUCUGCAGCACGGAGCUGUCCCGGCACCUGGUGGGAACGGAGGCCUGCAAGGCCUAGGCCAGUUUGCUACACCUCCCUGCUUCAUGCCCUCCCAGGACCGUCUGCCCACAGACUUGGAUAUCGACAUGUUCACCGAAAACCUGGACUGUGAUGUGGAAUAUAUUAUCAACAGUGAUCUUAUGGACGGAGACCUGGUUGACUUCAACUUUGACCCCAUCAUACAGAGUGGACAGGGCUAUACUGGGCCAGCAACCACACAGAGCUCCUCCCACAACUGGGUGCCCAGUUAACUCCAUUAUUAAAGAUGAGAACAGGAUCGUCCCCCAUCCAUAAGACGACUCUGAAAACAGAUGUGGCACAUUGCCUGAACAUAUUCUCAAAUUUUUGCCUCUGCAUUUGCCAUUGUACCUCAAAUACAUAAACUGCUUCGGGCUAAGGACAACACACACUUGGCCAGAAGUCUCGUGUCAGAAUUCUCAAUUAGACUACGAAAUCAAACCUCAUACUUGUCAAGUGCCAAUGUCAACUGAAGAGUGUGCUGUUGGACACAAAGAACAUGGUCUUGAAACAUACAUUUUCUCUUUUCUUUUCUUAUAUGUGCAACGUUUUGUUUUUAUUUUUUGGAAGUUGCAGUUUUUGGCCAAUCUUGGACUAAAGAAGCACACCUGAUAAACAGCUAAUCGUGUUUAUUACAUUUAUGCCUACGUUGCUUAGUGCAAGAUGGAGAUGGUACUCCUCCUUGAUCUUCUUCAACCUGAUAGUGGAACUCAUUCGGCCAGGAAGAUCAAACUCUGCAGCUUUUCUUGAUGCGAACUUUUCUUUGUUGAACGGCAAUGGAGAUCGGCGGAGUGACUUCCACAGCUGACCUGACGUUGCUAUUGCUCUCGGCCCUCUCUGAGCACGAAAAACAACACGGCGCCACAAGAAUGUUAAGUUGAGAACAGCGUUGAGUGAAGAUGGUAUCGCUGACCGCAGAGCACGGCUGAACUGUUAAGGUGUGCUCGCUCUUUCUCUCAGCGGUAGGAAGCAUCGAAGUUUCAAGGUGGUUUGGUGACGCUGUGGUGUUCAAUGUGCAAUUAGUUUGGCUUUUUAUGACCUCUGCUCUCACGAAGGUGUUUUCUUGUGAUGCGCUGAAGAGGCUGAUAACUGAAUGAUGAAUUAACUGUCUGCUCUUAAGUGUUUGUUAGUGAUAACAACAGUAUGAAGAAAUGUGAUUUUCCACAGGGCAUUUUGAUGCAUUUUUAAUCCUGCCAACAGGUUAAAUGGUAUAGUGUUAUUGUCAGAAACUCUGUGCCCUUUUGCAGAAUGCAAUAUCUGAAGAUUUUUUUUGUGUGUGUGUGUGUGUGUGUGUGUGUGUGCAGGAGGGUGUGUGUGUGUACGUUUGUGUGGGUACAAAUAUGUUUAAUGCUCCCGAAACUUGAUUCCAACACACUGACAACAUAAUUCAAGGUUACGCUGAAUCAUUUCAAUUAAGUGCAGAAGAAAGUUGGGGUUUUUUUUUCGGAGUUGCAUGUGAGUUUGAAGCGAAUCUUGAAGAAACAUGGCUACAGUAAUGAGAUGUUAUGGUUCCUCUGGCAUGUUUGACUGUGUCCACAGACGCACAGAAGAAAAACUAUUUUCUCAUUGUUCAGUUUUUCAUAAACAGCACUACUCCUAUUUUAUAAAAAAUUUUUUAUUAAAGAACAAAAACAGUUGGAUAUAUCAACUAUAAUUCUAAUUUGGGGCGUUGUCGUUAACAGACUAAUAAGAAAACUUGCUGUUAAUGAGCUUUUUUUAUCUGAGCUGAGGCUAUUUCAGAUCAUUUUUAACGGUCAUUUUCUAUGUAAUCUUUUAUUUUUGUAAAAGAUGUAAUGCAUAUAGAUUUUAUACAAUAACCAAAGGAACACUAAGAACUGCAUGUUGGAUGGACGGAUGCAUUGCAGUGCAGAUAAGCUUUACAAAACUUUUCUGAAAAAUCAAUGUAAACUAAAUCCUAAUUCGAUUGACCGCAUGAGUACAUCACAGAGAAUACAGUUCAUCAAAAGUUUCAUUUGCUAUAACUGUUUGUGCUAAAUAGAAAAAAAUAUAUAUAAAUCUUGAUUUGCUAGGUUGCUUGAUUUCAUCUCAAAACACAAGACUGGUCCAACAGAAAAAAUGAUUAAUGCAAUGUUUCACACUCAGGGUUAUGACAAAUAGUAAUUAAAACAACUUCUGGAAGGAAGUAAUAAGAUAAUCAUGUUAUGACUUCGAUGCUCAUGGCCUUUUCUAAAUUAUGAACGUCAUUUAUGCAAGCCAAUGUCACGUAGAUAUUUUAACAUUGCAGAAAUAUAUCUAAUGUUGCAGUUUAUUAAGAGAGAUUUAUCUAAUGUAUGCAUUUGUAGAGUUCCUACAAAACUUUGUAAACUGCCAAUGAACACUAUAGCAUGUCGCUCCAGAGAAAACCAUACAGUUUUAAAGCCCUUUUCGACUUUCACCUCUUCUUUAAUAGAAGACUUUUAUUUAAUUAUUCGUUCAGAUGGUUUGUGCGCAGUUUAAAACCAGCAUUCUUUUUGGUGUAUAAAUUGGCUUUGAUUUGAAAGCUUGAUAUUAGUAACUCUUUUAUCACGUCGACGUAGCGGUCUGAGCACAUUAGAUGACGUAAAGUGCUCUCUCCUUACAGAGAAAUAAUUUUAAUCCUAUUCAUCGGUGCUAGAUAUUAAAUACGACAAUUAAAGAGGGCCAUAUUUGAUUGGUGCAUAUGUAGAUAUCAGGGCCUUUAAUAAUUUUAUGCAACGCAUAUUGAGUACAAUUUCUUAAUGUAGAACAUAGUAUGAGAAAUUUACCUGUAUGUUUUAAUUUCCCAAACUCUCAGUUUUUGUAUAUUAUAAAAAAAAAAAGCUGUGAAUGGGGAGGGAGGGGCCUGGCCAUCUCACCACAUAUUGUCGCACCUCACUAAUGGUGUAAUGUUUGAUACAGUGAUUGAUGCUUUUCAAUCAACCGUUUACAUCGAUGUGCUUGUCUUUUGGGGCAUCUUUUCUCAUGUUUUUUUUAUGUUUGUACAUGUAACGCGGAUCCUUGAUGUCUAAGAGUGAUUGUUAUACCUGCGUGGUACAUGCUUCAGGGCUGACGGUCACUUUUGACAUUUUCCUGUGUCAUCCGAGUGUCGAUUUGGAAGUGAAUUUUUUCGUGGUUAACACCCUGGCUUUGUUUAAUUUCUGAACGUACAGAUAUUGUAUUCGUCCCAUCAGACAGACGUCACAGGGCUUCUGCAUGAAAUGCAGGAUUUCCACACCUUCCCUCUUUCCAAAUCACCCUCGCUUUUUCUUGUUUGAUAUUAACCUUCCUUUAGUAGUCGUUCUUUAGUUCCUUUUAUUUUCCAAGAGAGUUUGCUAAGUAUCCCAGUUGAUAACACAGAGCAUUAGUUUAUGGUCUGGGUUGUUUUUUUUUUUUUUUGUUCUUUUGUUUUGGGUUAUAUGACGGGAUGUAAAACUGACGAGUUGUGCAUAGCCAAUAUACUGUAUAUGUACUUGAUUGCUUUUUUUUUCUUUUUUUUUGAUUAAUUAAUUUUGUUCCCCCAUAUUUUGUUAGUCGGAGGUCAUUGAAAGCAGUUCAGCAUAAUAGAAAUAAACCUAAUCUGUUUAACGCAGACUUUCGUUAAGUUGA